GUCGACGUCAGACUUGUCUUUUCUCUUGUCCAACAGCAGGAAUCCCCACGCAUUGAAUUCGAAACAAAAUGUUACACUUCGUUCAAGAUUAAUUAUCUGAUAAAUUCAAAUCACUUUGGCAACACAAGACUGAAAACCAUGUCUCUGUUUUGUCCCUUCAUCCACAGAGCUCGUCCUCAAUGGAUACAUGCGCCAGCAGCAGCAACAGCAGUACUAAGAACCUAUGCCACUCAACCGCCAGGCAACCCGACCCUGGAAGUCUUCAACAGAAAGGUGAAGCAUCUCCAGAAAGAUCGUGCAGGGCUCAAGGUUGAAGAGAGCCGGAAAGUAGACUACCUCAAGGACGAGGUAGCUAUGCGAUUAUGUGAACGAUUACUGGAUAUAAAACGAACAUUCCCCCAUGUCCUAGACCUGGGAGCCAAUAGUUGCAACAUCGCCCGAGCAUUGACAGCACCGAACCCUGACCCUGUCUCCCCAACGGGGAAGUCAGAACCACUAGCAACACGCAUAUCAAAGCUGACCUGCAUCGAUACCUCGCACGCCCUGUUAUAUCGAGAUGAGGACCUCCCAUUCAAUGAACAACUCUCUAUCGAGCGGGAUGUGGUCGCGGACCUGGAAAUGCUACCCUACGAGCCCUCUACAUUCGACGCGGUGCUAUCCUCCCUCUCGAUUCACUGGAUUAAUGAUCUCCCAUCGCUGCUAGCGCAGGUCAACACAAUUCUGAAGCCAGAUUGUCCUUUCAUAGCAGCCAUGUUUGGCGGGGAUACGCUGUUUGAGCUGCGCACGUCGCUGCAGCUCGCGGAUCUGGAGAGGCGCGGCGGAGUGAGCCCGCACGUCUCUCCGCUGGCUGAUGUGAGGGACGUGGGUAAUCUACUCAAUCGGGCCGGGUUCAAGAUGCUCACGGUUGACGUGGAAGAUAUCGUGGUCGAGUUCCCCGAUACGUUUGCGUUGAUGGAGGAUCUACAAGCUAUGGGGGAAGGGAAUGCCGUCCUUCAUCGUGAAAUGGGACCCCUCUCGCGAGACGUGUUACUUGCCAACGAGGCUAUUUAUCGGGAAUUGCAUAAGGAGGAGGGGUCCAGGGGGAUCCCCGCGACGUUCAGGAUCAUUUUCAUGAUAGGCUGGAAGGAAGGAAAGGGUCAGGCAGAGCCAUUGCAAAGAGGGAGUGGUGAAGUAAAUCUGAAGGAUAUACUCGGUGGAGGAAGUUUCUGAUGGAAAUUAUCUGUAUCUGUGUAGAAAAAGGGAAGGUAUAAUCCAUUCAUGAACAUAAAACGAGAA
Messenger RNA from Monascus purpureus, 1275 nucleotides. Lineage: Eukaryota; Fungi; Ascomycota; Eurotiomycetes; Eurotiales; Aspergillaceae. The record is from the annotation of a GenBank genome assembly.